Arabidopsis thaliana (thale cress) is the source of this 1031-nucleotide messenger RNA. RefSeq names its product Calcium-binding EF-hand family protein. The coding region runs from base 202 to 783 and encodes 193 amino acids. NCBI's taxonomy places the organism in Eukaryota, Viridiplantae, Streptophyta, Magnoliopsida, Brassicales, Brassicaceae. The record is from RefSeq and is marked reviewed. Gene Ontology annotation, molecular function: calcium ion binding. The transcript is spliced from 3 exons.
UCUGUUUCUUGGAUUUCUAUUUACAGGCUUGUAUAUCACAUGGAAAAAGUUGUGAUUUACGCACUAAACUAACACUACAACUAGACAUUGACAUUCGACUUAAACAAAGUCUCCUCUCUUCAUAACAUUCGCAAACACAUGUAUAUAUAUACCAGAAACCAUAGAUUCCCUUCCUAGCUUUUCAAAAUUCUACAACAAAUAAUGGAUGAGCUCCACGAAGCCGCGAUUGCUUAUUACAACAAUGGCUCCAUGGAACAACAAAAUUUGUCGUGGCAGUUUUUCCGGGCAAUGGAUGUUAACGGAGACGGCCGUGUCAGCCUUCAAGAAUACACCGACUUCUUGCGUCAAACCGCUGGUUUAGCUUGGAUCCAUCCCGAGAUGUUUCGGGAGCUCGACCGAAAUGGAGAUGGUCAGCUUGACUUUUGGGAGGUCUUGACGCUUUACUACGUGGCUCGGACCCGGACCAUUAACUGCCGCACAUGCCUCCGGAUUCUCAAUGGUCUAUACUUCACGUGUGUCACAUGCUUUGAAUCUUCAUGUGGCAACACGUUUGAUCUUUGCGUCAAGUGUUAUAUGCGUCGGACGUAUUGUCAUCCGCAUCGUCUCUUUUUGGAUAGUUAUGUCUUAUUACGAUCAAGACGUAUCCACCAUCCUUCGCAGCCGCCCGGCGAUCAAAACCUAGCUGAAGCACAACAUUCGAGGAUGGGGUGGUGGAAUGCGUUGAGAGCAAUGGAAGUUGCACUUGCUGUUGGACAUCUCGCUGCUUUUUGCACCAUUAUGUGAAUGCUCACUUUCUAGUUCACAUCACAUUUACACAUUUUAUCAUGAUACUCAAUUCUUAUAUAAACAUUAAAGCUUGCUUACUUUUUAUUUAUUUAGUUAUGAAAACAUAUAUUUAUGUGUACGAAACAAACAAAGCCUUUUGCGUUGCAAAAGAGAGGUUCGGCAAUUCUUCAUAAAUGCAUGGUUCGAUAGUUAGUUAAUUUUCGUGUAUAAUUAAGUUCAUCCGGAUUAUGUUAAUUCUAUGUUAU